CGCGACAAGACGCACACUACAUGCACACAUCAUAAACAGUGUACAGUUAGUGAUGAUGGUCUUAAUUAAUUUACAGCGUUUUUGGAGUAAUUUUCCGUAAAAUUCCAUAAAAAUAAGGAAGAAUACAAAUAUGUUAAUGCGUAAGAGGUUAUGAAAGGAGGUAUAUAGUUUGUUAUAAGUAUAGUAUCGUUCAAGGAGUAAACGAAACAAACAAGCGUCGGCAGUGAGUGUUGUGGUCGGUAAUUCUGUGCUCAUAGAAAUGAGAAAGUCGGCUUGAAGUGAAUCGAGAGCACGAAUGCCAGAGCGUCGACGUUCGAGGCAGUGCCAGGUUGUAAAGCAGCAACACUUGGGAAGUAACCGAAUAACGGCAACGGUAAACUGUUUUGAGUGAGCGGUUUGGUUCAUUCGUUUUCUCAGGUGUGCCAGUUGUCGUGCGUUUAUUCUAGUUAGAUCAAGCAGACAAUCAAGUCGUCGUUUUCAUAAUCCACAUCAGCUGUCUGUAAAGUGAAUAUAAAGAUAUAAAACGUCAAGGAGUUGGCGUUUUAUUCUACAAGUAAGUAUAGCUUACUAAGGAAACCAGGAUGAAUUUUACACCCUUUCCGGGUUUCACCACUGGUUCCUUGCCAACUGGAACAGUUCAUCAAUUUGCUACCAAGUUUGCACAAAACUUGACCACAGGCGGUCAAGUGGUUGGUGUUCUAUCAGGAGGUGAAGGUGGAGUUCACUACUUAAGGCCAGUUGAUCCCAAUGGAUUUGCAGUAGCAACGGCUCAAGGGAGCAAUAACCAACAUCAACAAAUUAUCACGCUACCCAUUACAGUACCUGGUAAAGAUGGUACUCAACAGCAGCAGACCGUCCAAAUUCAAGUGGUUAAUCCAAGUGUUUCUCAAAGUGGUAAUAGCGCAGAUCAACCCAAGUACCAUAUAGCACCAAUAUCAUUUGGACAAUUAUCUCAAGGUGCUGCAACAGUGUUAACUGUUGCUUACAGUCAACAAGGAGCUGAUGGGGUGCAGAUUCAAGUUCAACCACAGAAUACUGUGGCUACUACACAAACGUCGGAUCAAACAACACAAAGUACAUCAACUGUGGUAACAAGUACAGCACAGCAAACAAUCCAGCAAACUGUACAACUUCCUGGAGCGCCCGAGGGACUUACAGUUGUCGCUCAGAUUCCACAAGAUUUGAUACUUCGAGAGGCUGUUGAAGAUUCUAAAGAGGACAUUAAAGAAGGAACAACACCAGUUGCAUUAAUUAAACGUGGAACUGCCAAAGGAGGAUCAGUCAAUCCACUUCAUGAAGAACUUGUUACAUCUAUGCCUGCAGGAUGGCAAAGUGUUGUACCUCCAGGAUCUACAGUAGUAGAUUAUCUUUCUAAAAUGCCGCCACUUAGCUUACAUCAUUUCCUGAGGUUUUCUGCAGAAACAAUAAAACGUGAAUCAACUAUCGAGUCUAGUCCUCUGGGUUCUGAUGGGAUGGAUGCAUCUGGUAGUACACCCCAGGGAGAACAAGCUGUACAAAUCACAGUAGCUGGAGGUGAGACAGAAAUUAUUCCGGAUGUUAAUGAGGAGCAGGAGCCUGGUACAAAACCUAAAAGAAAGAAGAAGUACAAGAAAAAGCCACCAAAGCCCAAGAAGCCAAAGCCAGGUCAAGUUAGCAUUGUCACUGCAUUAGAUGGUACAACAUUAUUCUGUUGUCCUCAAUGUAACAUGGCGUAUCCUGAAAAAGAACUUCUUGAGCAACAUUUAAUUGGUCAUAAAAUUGAAAGAAGAUUUAUUUGUGACAUUUGUGGUGCUGGUUUAAAGAGAAAAGAACAUCUUGAGCGUCAUAAACUUGGACAUAACCCGGAUCGACCAUAUAUUUGCUCCGUUUGUAUGAAAGGAUUCAAACGAAAAGAGCAUUUAAAUCUUCAUUUUGUAAUACAUUCUGGCCAAAAAACGGAAGUGUGUAGUGAAUGUGGAAAAGCCUUUUACCGCAAAGAUCACUUGCGAAAGCAUGCAAGAUCACAUUUAGCAAAACGAGCGAAAGAAGAUCCAUUAAGUAAUGUUGAUAAUACUCAAAAUCAACAAAACAAUGAUCAACAACAAUCACAGACAAAUCAACAAGGUGAUAUACAGCAACAAGAUGCUGUACCUGAACUUCAACAAAUACAAAUACAAGUGGGUAACAUUGGGCAAGGUUCUCAAGCACAAAUCCACCAGAUUGCAGUCACUGAACAAUCUACUGUAGUUUUACCAACUGCUGCCGAGACUGGUGCAAUGGCAAUAUUACAUCAUCAACAGCAACAACAACAACAGCAGCAGCAGCAACAACAACAGCAACAGCAACAACAUUAGCAGCAAUUGACCGUCCAGAGCGAUACUGGACGGUUUUUUCGAUAUAAUCGCGAAAAGGCUAAAGGACGAGCCGCGUAGAGAAUUGAUUAUUUAUCACCUGUUCGGGAUGAUUGAAACGAGAUCAUGUUUUACGAUUUAAUAAUUCACGUAAAAAAUAACUAAUCUUCGGUAUUCUUCUUACAUCGUAAAGUUUAUAUAGAUUAAUAUUAAUAAUUAUAAUUAUAAUAUAAUAAUAACAACUAAAGAAAACAAUAUGAAAAAUGGGUACGAAAAAAAAAUACAAAAAUAUUAAAUGGCUGUUGAAUUAAAAUGCGAUAAGAAGCGUUUCCGCUAGGUGCUCUCAGACACGCAGUUCAACGAUUGAUAAAGUGUGUUUUCAGCACGAAAAUAUGUAUUUUCGUACAUGCGUACGCGUUAUAGUGUGCGUAAUUUGAUCUGACGACUCCACUUUCGCCGGCGUCACAUUGUACACCUCUUAUUGACUCACCAUCUUUUUGACGUGGUCUGACGCCAAACAGUAUCAUAUCUUGCACGUGAUUAAUGAAAUACGUAAAAAAUAUUCUUUUUUCAACAUAAAUAAUAUACUGUACAUAGAUGAUUAAAAAAAAUAAUAAUAUCAUGCAUAUUGAAUUCCUCGUUAAAUGAGGUAAUGAAAGGAUUUUUUUGAUAACUUUACAGAUCUGUGACUGAACAUUUAUUUUUGAAUGGAAAGGAAGAAAAUUUUAGUUUGAUAUUUAAACAAAAAGACAUUGAUCCUUUUUCCAUUAUUCGAUUAAAUGUAAUCAUAUAAAUUAUAUUAUUAAAAAAAAUGUUAUUUAUGAUGUUGUAUGGUAAUAUUCUUCCAGUGGCUUUUUAUUUUUAAUAAAAAGUCAUGUAUUAUUAAUUAAUUAAUGAAUUAAUUCAUUUUAUUAAAAAUUAGUUACUAAUAAUUUAAUAAAAAUAAAGAUAAACUACAAGCAUAAUCAUUAGAUUCAUGGGGCAAUUUAUAAUAAUUUCUAUUCAAGUAAUAAUUAUAACUUAAUGCAUUUGUUAUAUACGUUAGGCUUCUUUUAAUCUUUUUUCUAUUAGUUCAGUGUUACUGAUUAUAUUGCUGACAUGAAUUUUAAUGUAAAAUAAUAAAAUAUUGGUCCAUAGAAUAAACAUCAUUUAAAUGAAAAAAAAGAUAUCAAAUAAAACAAUUGCAAUUAUUGUAAUUAUAAUAAACAAUUGUAAUCAUAAUUGUGGUAGUAAUAAUAAUUAAUAUUAAUAAUGAUUAUAACAAUGAUGAUAAUAAUAACAAUAAUUAUAUAUAAAAAAAUAUUAAUACUAGCCAUAUUCAUAAAAUGAAUCAAAUCGGGUGGCGGAAGUGAGAGAUUGUCUUGAAAUUACGAAAUAACGUUAAAAAAUAUAUUAUUAAAAAUAAACUUUAUAUAAACGGCUAGAAUUUACACUUAGAAUUUAUCAAAGAGAGCGAAUUUUGUUUAUAUAUCCUUAAUUGAGAUUGACAUCUUUUUAUUUCUUACAAAAAUUACAGUAAUGGCAGUGGGUAUAGUUGUAUAGGAAAACCAGAAAAAAAUUACAAAAAA
Molecule: messenger RNA, 3898 nt
Organism: Chelonus insularis
Lineage: Eukaryota; Metazoa; Arthropoda; Insecta; Hymenoptera; Braconidae
Product: zinc finger protein 384-like
Exons: 3
Coding region: 582-2333 (583 amino acids)
Biological process (GO): regulation of transcription by RNA polymerase II
Molecular function (GO): DNA-binding transcription factor activity, RNA polymerase II-specific; RNA polymerase II cis-regulatory region sequence-specific DNA binding
Source: RefSeq, a predicted model, not a curated record